AUGGCAUCUUCAUCCGCUGCGGCUCAUAUAUGGAAGUAUGAAGUGUUCCUUAGUUUUAGAGGCAAGGAUACACGCAAUAAUUUUACCAGCCAUCUUUAUGAUGCUUUGUGUCGCAAGAAAAUCAAGACCUUCAUUGAUGAUGGCCUUGAAAGAGGGGAAGAAAUUACCACAGCGCUCUUGAAAACGAUUGAAGAAUCAAGAAUUUCUGUAGUAAUUUUCUCAAAAGACUACGCAUCUUCUUCGUGGUGUGUGGAUGAACUGGUGAAAAUACUAGAAUGCAAACAGAGUUAUGGGCAGAUUGUUUUACCAGUCUUUUAUCAUGUAGACCCGUCUGAUGUCGAUGAACAGACGGGUAGUUUUGGGAAUGCAUUUUCUGAACUUGAAAAAAAAUUUAAGGGGAAGAUGGACAAGGUGCCAAGGUGGAAGACGGAACUGACAAAUGCAGCCAAUAUAUCUGGAUGGGAUUCGCAGGUCACUAGUCCGGAGUCCAAACUCGUAAGAGAAGUUGUGGAAACAAUUUGGAAAAAGCUGAAUCGUGCAUCCCCGAGUGAAUUAAGAGAAAUGGCUCAUGGAAUUGUUCGACAAGAAUCCAUUAAAGAGCGAGGAGGACGAAGCAGAUUAUGGAGUCCUAAAGAUGUUUACCAAGUGUUGACCAAAAAUUUGGGAACUGGAAAAGUUGAAGGGAUAUUCUUUGAUGUUUCAAAAAUAAGAGAAAUGGAGUUGAGUUCUAGAGCCUUUGCAAGGAUGUAUAAUCUUAGGCUGCUAAAAAUUUACAAUUCUGAAGUUGAAAGGAAAUGUAUAGUGCAUCUUCGUCAUGGCCUCGAGUAUCUUUCUGAUGAAUUGAGUUUUUGUCCAGAGAACCUUGUUGAACUUAACCUAUCAUCUAGCAAGGUUAAGCAGCUGUGGAAAGGAGACCAGAAUCUCGGCAAUUUAAAAGAUGUCAACCUCAGCAAUUGUAAGAGCAUAACUUUCAUGCCAGACCUUUCAAAGGCCAGAAACCUUGAGAGGUUGAAUCUUCAAUUUUGUACAAGUUUGGUUAAGGUUCCUUUAUCUAUUCAGCAUCUAGACAAGCUUAUUGAUUUGGAUUUGAGACACUGCACAAGUCUUAUCAGUCUUCCCAGUAAAAUUAAUUCAAGACGUCUGAUGACUCUUAACCUUUCUGGUUGUUCAAAUCUAAAGAAGUGCCCAGAGGUCGCAAGGAAACUGGCGUAUUUAAAUUUAAAUGAGACUGCCAUACAAGAGCUUCCCCAAUCAAUUGGGGAUCUUAGUGAACUUGUUGCAUUGAAUUUGAAGAGCUGCCAACGCCUUGGGAAUCUUCCAGAAAACAUAUUUUUGUUGAAAUCUCUUCUUAUUGCUGACAUCUCUGGCUGCUCAUCGAUCAGCAGGUUUCCGGACUUUUCAAGGAAUGUGAGAUACUUGUACUUGCAUGGAACUGCAAUAGAAGAAAUUCCCUCUUCAAUUGGUGGUCUAACGGAACUCAUUUCUUUGGAUCUAAGUGGCUGCAACCGGCUAAAGAAUCUUCCUAGUACAAUUUCUAAGUUGGCAAGCCUUGAAAAACUUGAUCUUUCUGGUUGCUCAAGUAUCACCGAGUUUCCGAAGGUUUCAGGGAAUAUUAGGGAGUUGUAUUUAGAUGGGACGGCAAUAAGAGAAAUUCCCUCAUCAAUAGAGUGUUUGUCUGAACUUGCUGAAUUGCACCUACGAAAUUGCACAAAAUUUGAGUUUCUCCCUAGCAGUAUCUGUAAGUUGAAAUAUCUGCGAAGGCUUAAUCUCUCAGGUUGCCUUCAAUUUAAGAAUUUUCCUGAAGUUUUGGAGCCAAUGGAACGUUUGAGAUAUCUCUUUUUAGACCAUACACGGAUAAGAAAGUUGCCUUCACCGAUUGGAAAUCUGAUAGGACUGACUUGCUUGGAAGCGGGAAACUGCUUAUUUCUAAGGGGUAUCGAAUGUUUUCACUUGCAAUUGCCUGAGAUGGACUUGGAUUUAAAAUUUUUGCGUCAGCUAACUGUGCCCGAUGCUCCGGCAGAGACAUCUAGUUCCUGCUUCCCUGGUUGGGUAACUCCAAUGUGGUUUAGACAUCAAAGUUGGGGAUCCGCAGUAACAAUUCAGCUACCUUCGCAUUGGGCUGAUAAUGAGUUCUCGGGUUUCACUCUAUGUGCUGUUAUUGGAUUUGAAAUAAUUAAACUCAGUUUGCAAGUUAAAUGCACAUACCAUUUCCGCAAUGAGCAUGGCGAUUGCCAUGAUCUCUAUAGCUAUCUCCAUGGCUGGUAUGAUGAGAGGUAUAUCCUUGAAGAAGAACACUUGUUCGUGGGAUUUGAUCCUUGUUUGGCUGCUAUAAAAGAUGAUUUGUUUAGUGAAUACACUGAAGUCUCCAUUGAAUUCCAACCCGAAGAUCUGGACGGCAAUCUCUUACCAUUACAUUGUUGCCAAAUUGUUGAAUGUGGGGUCCGUCUGCUGUACGCAAAAGAUGAUAUACGACGCUCUGAUUUUAUGAUGCCAUCGUUCCAUCUAAAAAGUUUUUUGGAGUGGCUCAAUGUUCCAUUUACUUAUGCUUUAUGGGCUCGGGAUCAAGAUAGCUUGGAAUCAUGGUUCAAAGCCAAGAGGUCGCUUUAUGAAGCGGCUGACUUUUACUCAAAGAUUUUGAAAAAUAUUUUAUUGAAUCAAGGUUCAAACCCUAGAGGUCGCUUGAUGAUACGGAUGACAGUGAGUGAUGUAGGGUUGGAACUUGGAAGGCCUAUGUCCAUGGCAUUACC
Molecule: messenger RNA, 2747 nt
Organism: Dovyalis caffra
Lineage: Eukaryota; Viridiplantae; Streptophyta; Magnoliopsida; Malpighiales; Salicaceae
Source: the annotation of a GenBank genome assembly